Messenger RNA from Cucurbita moschata (crookneck pumpkin), 489 nucleotides. RefSeq lists its product as uncharacterized. Bases 130 to 489 code for a protein of 119 amino acids. Lineage: Eukaryota; Viridiplantae; Streptophyta; Magnoliopsida; Cucurbitales; Cucurbitaceae. The transcript has a single exon. The record is from RefSeq and is a predicted model, not a curated record.
CCGAAGAAGCACAUUGAAGAUCAGAAGUUGAAAGAUUUGAAAGCAAAGAAUUAUCUAUUUCAAGCAUUAGAUCAUUCGAUCUUGGAGACAAUCCUCAACAAGGAUAUAGCAAAGAACAUAUGGGAUUCUAUGAAGCAGAAAUAUCAAGGUUCGACACGGGUAAAGCGUGCACAUUUGCAAGCUCUUCAGAAGGAGUUUGAAAUGCUUCACAUGAAGGCAGGAGACUUUGUGAAUGAGUAUUUUGCUCGGACCCUUAGCAUAGCCAACAAGAUGAAUCUAAAUGGUGAGAACAAAGAAGAUGUUGAAGUAGUUGAAAAGAUUCUGAGAUCUAUGACUGCCAAGUUUGAUUAUAUUGUGUGUUCCAUUGAGGAGUCCAAGGAUACAACCAUCUUAACCAUUGAUGAGUUGCAAAGCAGCCUGCUUGUGCAUGAACAACGCAUGAGUUCUCAUUUUGAAGAAGAAUACGCUUUGAAGAUCACUCAUGGUUAA